This is a messenger RNA of Ylistrum balloti, 1923 nucleotides long. RefSeq names its product tripartite motif-containing protein 5-like. The record is from RefSeq and is a predicted model, not a curated record. Gene Ontology annotation, biological process: positive regulation of DNA-templated transcription. The transcript has a single exon. Gene Ontology annotation, molecular function: ubiquitin-protein transferase activity; zinc ion binding. Bases 1 to 1923 code for a protein of 640 amino acids. NCBI's taxonomy places the organism in Eukaryota, Metazoa, Mollusca, Bivalvia, Pectinida, Pectinidae. Gene Ontology annotation, cellular component: chromatin; nucleoplasm.
AUGGCUGAAGGUGGGCGGCCUCUAGAUCUGUACUUACUGGAAUGUCCAAUUUGUCUUGAACGAUUCCAACAACCCAAGUCCUUACCCUGUCUUCACUCAUUCUGUCAGGAUUGUCUCGGGACUUACAUCACCCAAGAGAUCUGUGGGAAUACGGCCACCACAACAUCCUUUCCUUGCCCAGUGUGUAGGAAGAUUACCUCCCUUGUCAGUCAAGAGGAAACAAAAGAGCAAUGGGCGGAACAGUUUCCGACAAAUACUGUGAUCCAGGACCUUAUCCAGCUUAAGGAACGGUCACCGGAACCACUUUACUGUAAACCCUGUCAGACGAAAGGUAAUCCGGCAAAUCCAGCCAAAUUCUGGUGCCAGAUGAUGAACGUGAAUUUGUGUGAGACUUGUAAGGAACAAUACCAUGAUAUCUUACAUAGUGAUUGUAAUAUAUUGGAUAUCAGUGAAUACCACAUCAGGCAGACAGCACGUGAACAAUUGGUGCCUAAGUGUGACCAACACAACGAGAAAAUGGUUUGGUAUUGUGAUGACCACCGACGUCUUGGCUGUAACGUAUGUAUGAUCAGAGACCACAGGCCUUGUGGAGCGGUGAUGAUGGCAACAGAAUAUUUACAGAGUCUCAAGGUCGGAUCAAAGCGGGAAAACAUAGAAGCAGGGUUGAAAAGAGGAGUACAGGUCCUGAAAUCUCUAGUGAAAGACUUCAAUGAACAGCUCCAAUCUUUGGUACACAAUCAAGAAAGUUCACUGCAAAGUAUCACAAACCAACGUGAGAAUAUUGACAAACAACUUAACAAACUCCAGGUGGCGGUCACAGAUGAUUUGGUAAAAAUGUUUAAAGAUCAGAGAAGGGAUAAAGAGGCCUCGUUACAGCAGUGUGAACGGCUGAUGAACGGUAUGACUAAUACCCUGAAGUCGUCUGUUACAGCCAUAGAGAGUGAUAACGCUACCGAGGCGAUAACACUGUACCACAGAGGACAGGCAGAGGUGGAGUCGUGUAAGGCCCUGAUCACGGAGAUGAGCAAGUCCUACACGUCAGUCAGCAUUAAACACAAGUUCAACCCUAGAAAAGGUACUCUAGGUACCAAGAUGGGGGAGAUCGCUUUACAGAAACGACACCGACAGUUUCCCUGUGACCUUGGUUACCUAUCAGAGUAUUGUGUGAAACAAAUCAGGAAGAUCGACAUGACGAUUCCGUCAGAUGAAAAACAAUGUUGGUUACAUGGAGUUGUACACCUUUCAGAAUGCAUAGUGGUAAGUGAUACCAACAACAGGAGUCUGAAGCUGUUUACUGUCGAAGGAAAGUAUCAGCAUCACUUGAUCCUCGAUGGAAUUCCCCGCGACAUGUGUCUGAUGAACAAGAACACUUUGGCAGUGGCCGUCUCCUUUCCUGAUGGUAUACGUGUGGUGAAAGUCGAGGAUUCGAAACUAUCUCCAUUAUCUAACAUUGAUCUCUCCAUAGGUGUGUCUGGCAUAACGUACACAAACGGAAGGUUUGUCGUGGGUACCUACCGAGGAGUGUUUAGUCUAGCAGAAAAAGGUGGGAAUGAAUUGUUACUCAAACUAAGCAGCCCCUGUUUGUAUCUGGCAUGUGGUUUUGGAGGAGACACAGUCGUCAGUAUCAAGACGAACAAGGCAGGAAAUGUUGCGGUGUCCAGACUUUCUGCAGACAAUCAUUCUACCAAUGUGCUGAAGGUCGGUGUUGUGAGGGAUGUCAUGGGAAUAGAUGUAGACAGGAAGGGAAACAUCUUUGUAUGUGGAAGGGAGUCGAACAAUGUCGUACAGAUAUCUGGGGACGGGAAACGUGUCAGAGAACUUCUGACGUCACACGAAAUACGAGACCCUAUGGCAAUUUCUAUUUGUGAUGACAAGUUCGUGGUCACUGAUGAGAGCAAUUACAUCCGAAUCUUUCAACUCUAA